Messenger RNA from Cajanus cajan (pigeon pea), 718 nucleotides. RefSeq lists its product as uncharacterized. NCBI's taxonomy places the organism in Eukaryota, Viridiplantae, Streptophyta, Magnoliopsida, Fabales, Fabaceae. The record is from RefSeq and is a predicted model, not a curated record.
UUCUGCAGUGAGCAAGGUAAUCAAAUCAGAACGUUAUUAUUUCUCCCAAAAGGGUUGUCGAUGAAGCGCACUCACUUUCUGCUUGAUUGAUUACUUUUGGUUUCCAUCCAACUUGAAAUUGUUUGAUCGUCCUUUGAUUUUUACAUAGCAAUCAUAUUCAAUAUUCAGAAUGGUGAUUGCAAAACGAAAUUCCUUCGUAUCUCUUAUCAUAACAUUCUCACUCUUCUGCUCAACACUCCUUGCCAAGUCUUCUCACUCAAUCUCCGAUGCUCAAGUCAGGAAGAACAAGCUUCAGUGCUAUGCUGAUAUUGACAGUGGGUUAUGGGGUUCACCAUGCAAAUCAUCCUUGAUAGCAAGGGAGAAUUGUGCUCUGCGAUGCCUUUCACCAGCUUGUUACGAGCUUAUCUAUGAGAGUGACCCGCUUGAAGAGGGAGAAAAGGACUUUAUUCGGGGCCAAGAGUACAAAUACUGCAUGCAUAAGUUAUCCAUGGGGGAGACCCUUGAGGGUGUUAAGGGUGCCUUUAGCAACUAAUCAACUUCCGAAAUUCUGAAUUGGAGGUGGAAGCUAUGGCGAAUUUACAUGCCCUGUUAAAUUUAGAUAAAAAAAUUCAUGUAAUCAAUAUAUAAUUAUUAAUUUUAGAGUUGAAUAGAUAAUGUAAAAGAUGUUAUACUUAAUCAAUUAAGAAUCACAUGAUUUCUGUGAUUUUUAGGAUAAUUA